Molecule: messenger RNA, 2670 nt
Organism: Acanthisitta chloris (rifleman)
Lineage: Eukaryota; Metazoa; Chordata; Aves; Passeriformes; Acanthisittidae
Gene: PRPF40A
Product: PRP40 pre-mRNA processing factor 40 homolog A (S. cerevisiae)
Exons: 25
Coding region: 1-2670 (889 amino acids)
Biological process (GO): mRNA cis splicing, via spliceosome
Cellular component (GO): U2-type prespliceosome; U1 snRNP
Molecular function (GO): RNA binding; protein binding
Source: RefSeq, a predicted model, not a curated record
AUGGGACACCCAGGCAUGCCCCACUACCCCCCGAUGGGGAUGCACCCCAUGGGGCAGAGACCACCCAACAUGCCCCCAGUUCCCCAUGGCAUGAUGCCCCAGAUGAUGCCCCCCAUGGGAGGACCCCCAAUGGGGCAGAUGCCUGGGAUGAUGCAGUCCGUGAUGCCUGGAAUGAUGAUGUCUCACAUGUCCCAGGCUGCCAUGCAGCCCACAGUCCCUCCAGGAGUGAACAGCAUGGAUGCACAAGUAGGUGUGACACCUCCUGGAACUCAGACGACACACCCCGUGGUCUGUGCAGCCCAGCAAACUGCCACCACCACCAGCUCUGGCACCGAGGAGCACUCCAAGCAGAAAUCCACGUGGACAGAGCACAAAUCCCCUGAUGGGAGAACAUAUUACUACAACACCGAGACGAAACAAUCCACGUGGGAGAAGCCAGAUGACCUCAAAACACCUGCUGAGCAACUGCUGUCCAAGUGUCCCUGGAAAGAGUAUAAAUCAGACUCCGGGAAGCCUUACUAUUACAAUUCCCAAACCAAGGAAUCUCGCUGGGCAAAGCCCAAAGAGCUGGAGGAUCUGGAAGCAAUGAUUAAAGCUGAAGAGAACAGCACAAAGCCUGAAGAUGCAGCUGCAGCCACAUCUGCUCCAGCUGCUGCAGCGGAUGCCACCAGCACCUCCAGCACGGCCACAGCAGCAGAAACCACUGGCACUGCCACAGCUGCUGCUGCAGGAGCAGCUCCCGAGGGGGAAGGUGCCCCAGCUGCUGCUGGGGGGGACACUGAGGGUGCUGCAGCAGCCUCAGCUGAGGAGCAGGGACAGGGCAGCUCUGCCCCUGGGGCCCAGGAGGGCAGUGCCGACACUGCCGGCGCCACCGAGGACUCUGCCAAGCAGGAGGGCUCAGCAGAUGCUGCCUCAAAGAAGGAGGAGGAGGAUGCCCAACCAGUGAAGAAAACCUACACCUGGAACACGAAGGAAGAGGCAAAACAAGCCUUCAAAGAGCUGUUAAAGGAAAAGCGAGUUCCAUCCAAUGCUUCCUGGGAGCAGGCAAUGAAGAUGAUCAUUAACGAUCCCAGAUACAGUGCUUUGGCAAAACUGAGUGAGAAAAAACAAGCCUUCAACGCCUACAAAGUUCAGACAGAGAAGGAAGAGAAGGAAGAGGCAAGAUCCAAGUACAAGGAAGCUAAGGAAUCCUUCCAGCGCUUCCUGGAGAACCAUGAGAAGAUGACAUCCACCACCAGAUACAAGAAAGCUGAACAGAUGUUUGGGGAGAUGGAGGUGUGGAAUGCCAUCUCGGAGCGUGACCGGCUGGAGAUCUAUGAGGAUGUCUUGUUCUUCCUGUCCAAGAAGGAGAAGGAACAAGCCAAGCAGUUAAGGAAGAGGAAUUGGGAAGCUCUGAAGAACAUACUGGAUAACAUGGCCAAUGUCACCUACUGCACCACAUGGUCAGAGGCUCAGCAGUACCUGAUGGACAAUCCAACCUUUGCAGAGGACGAGGAGCUGCAGAACAUGGAUAAGGAGGAUGCACUGAUCUGCUUUGAGGAACACAUCAGGGCCUUGGAGAAGGAGGAAGAGGAAGAAAAGCAGAAGAGUUUGCUGAGGGAGAGGAGGAGACAGCGGAAGAACAGAGAAUCCUUUCAGCUCUUCCUAGAUGAACUGCACGAGCAUGGACAGCUACACUCCAUGUCCUCCUGGAUGGAGCUGUACCCAGCCAUAAGCUCUGACAUCAGGUUCACCAGCAUGCUUGGCCAGCCUGGCUCAACAGCACUCGACCUCUUCAAGUUCUAUGUGGAAGACCUCAAAGCUCGUUACCAUGAUGAGAAGAAGAUCAUCAAAGACAUCUUGAAGGAUAAAGGAUUUGUGGUGGAAGUGAACACUUCCUUUGAAGAUUUUGUCACAGUCAUCAGCUCCACCAAAAGAGCCACAACUUUAGAUGCAGGAAACAUCAAACUGGCCUUCAACAGUCUGCUGGAGAAGGCCGAGGCUCGGGAGAGGGAGAGGGAGAAGGAGGAGGCUCGGAAGAUGAAGAGGAAGGAAUCAGCCUUCAAGAGCAUGUUGAAGCAGGCGACUCCCCCCAUCGAGCUGGACGCGGUCUGGGAGGAUAUCAGGGACAGGUUUGUGAAGGAAGCAGCGUUUGAGGACAUCACUCUGGAGUCCGAGAGGAAAAGGAUAUUUAAAGACUUCUUACAUGUCCUAGAGCACGAGUGUCAACAUCACCACUCGAAGACCAAGAAGCACUCGAAGAAGUCCAAGAAGCACCACCGGAAGCGCUCGCGGUCGCGCUCGGGCUCUGAGUCUGAGGAUGACGACAGCCACUCGAAGAAGAAGCGUCAACGCUCCGAGUCCAGAUCGGUGUCUGAACGUUCCUCCAGCGCAGAGUCUGAGAGGAGUUACAAGAAGUCAAAAAAACACAAGAAGAAGAGCAAGAAGAGAAGACACAAGUCUGAUUCACCGGAAUCAGAUCUGGAACGAGACAAAGACAAGAAAGACAGAGAGAGAGACAGUGAGAAGGACAGAGCCAGACAGAGAUCCGAGUCCAAGCAUAAAUCUCCGACUAAGAAACGGCCUGGAAAGGAUUCUGGCAACUGGGACACCUCUGGCAGUGAGCUGAGCGAGGGAGAGCUGGAAAAGCAGAGGAGGACUCUGUUGGAACAACUGGAUGAAGAUCAAUGA